UUUGUAUUCGAAUUCUUGUGUUCGUUCGUCGUCGUUAUGGAUGAUGGUGAGCGAGAGCACGUACAGAACUGGUUGCUCGCUGAGGACAACACGCGCAUCGUUCUACUCACUGUCUCUCUUUCGCCCUCGCUGUUGCUUCCCAUCCUUCUCUGGCGGGCAAAGCACGUAGAAAACAUUCCCGAGAACGACCACGGACCUGAUUCACAGCAAGCUCGUUCUGCUCAAUCCAUCAUCACCGCCGCUCUCUCUACUUUUCAUAUCGCCAGUAACACUCCUGGUGAGUGUGAUAUGACCGAACCAGAACAACCGAACACUCCUGAAGCAUCAUCUACAUCUGUCGACAUGGAGCAGAAAGCUUCUCGGUCCAAGGAGCGACGCAGAAGAGGAAAAGUUCCACAUAAGGAACUUCUCAAGGGCGGGAAGAAGGCAAAGUCCACACCCAGGACCACACAGCCUAAAAAUUCCGUUUACCGAGACAACAGCGGUAGCGAAUCUCCUCUGUUCGAGUCAGAGUUCAAGUUGACCACAAGUAACGAUAAUAUCGCGCCAGUCGCGCCAUCCACUUCUCGUCUACUUCCACCUACUCCAGAUCCUCCUGAAGAGAAUCCGGUAUCCCAUUCGAGGGCAGAAUCACCGCCAGCGGUUGAACCCCACGAGGACCGCCUGCUACCUGCUUGCAUGUCAGCAUCCAGUUCUGAGCCAGCAUCCGUUUCGCGUCACGUCACGUCCAAUAAACCCGCCAUGCGUACUUCACGCUCUGAACAUACGCACCCGCAUGGCACCCGCUGACAACAUCCAACCUGCUGGCAGCCCCUGUCACGACGAUCCCGCCCCCUCCAUGCUAGAAACCAUCUUCCCCAACCACCUCCACAGAAGAUCAUGAAAGUCAUGAACGUGCAUCCUCAUCCACUUCCUACCCUCAAUCUCGUUCUAUGCCACUCCGCGUAUCUACAUCUACCCACGCGUUGGAUAUGGACGAACAAUCACAGGCACACAGGGCAGGCGCUCACACCAAGCCUCCACGAUUAACGUCCAAGCACCGUGGAGCUGACAAGUCCAAUGGGAGUCGCGUAAUUUCAGCGUCUAUCUCGCACAACACCCUCUUGGCAUCAUCAUCAUCUGCCUCUCACUGUGCUUCUCCCGCACGAAUUACGCUAUCCACCUCUGCAUCCGCAUCCAGUUCCCCCGUUACAC
This is a messenger RNA of Suillus subalutaceus, 1194 nucleotides long. RefSeq lists its product as uncharacterized. The transcript has a single exon. The record is from RefSeq and is a predicted model, not a curated record. Lineage: Eukaryota; Fungi; Basidiomycota; Agaricomycetes; Boletales; Suillaceae. Bases 37 to 789 code for a protein of 250 amino acids.